CCUGCCCUUUGAAGCCUAUCUGUCAAAACUGUGUUUCCUGUUUAACAAUUUUACAUACGCUAACCGUACAUUGCAAACUAUUUUAAGCAGAUUGAAAAUGCUUCUUCUUCUAAGUUGUUGGAUUAUUGCAGGGAUUACAGCAGAGGACCCACCAAUGAGGCACUACGGGUUGAAAAAUAGCUCCUUAUGUUUAAAAAUUGGAGGCUCGCCACCAUUUCAAAACGUCAAGUGGAGGUUUAACAAUAUAAUAAUUGUUCUUGCCGAAAACAUCACACCUAAUUACAAAGGCAAAGUGGAUUAUAACUCAAGUGACCACUCCUUGUGUGUCAAAAAUCUCACUGAGACAGACAGUGGCAACUAUAAGAUGUCACGUAUCAUUGCAGGCAAAGAUUCUAAUUUAGAAGAAUCAGAGGAAAUCCACAGACUAAUUGUUGAAGAUACUGUUCCCAGACCUGUCGUGAGUGUGUCAGGACGGCACUCCAACCUGUCUGCUGGACUCUGCAACAUCACGUUCAACUGCUCCAUCCAGGACGACUGGGCAUCGUCUGUCUGUGUUGAAGACAGUUGUAGAACAUCGCAGAGAUCAUUAUUCAGGAAGGUCAACAUCACCAUCUUCACUGACAACAGCUCUAUCAUCUGCAGUGGCAACAACAAUGUCAGCACAAGCAAUGUUUCUGAAAGCAUAAAGGAACUGUGCUUUAGAGAAUCUAACAUUAAGCAUGAAGAGGCACCAGAACAACCCACUGGGGUUGUAAUGGUAGUUUUGGUGUGUCUAUCCCUCUUUGCAUUUGUCGUUUGUGUCGCUAAGGAGAUUUCAACAGAAUAUAAUCAUCAGACGGAGACGUCCACUGCUCGGACAAUACAAAGCCAGGCAGUGGAGGCACAACCUGUGCCUAGAGUCUCCACCUCUUCUUCCAGUCAAGCUGAGGCCUGUUAUGAAAACGUGGAUCCCACACAGCCCUGCCAGACCAGCAGCCCAACCAUCAGCCAAAGAGAUGAGUUGGGGUCCCAGCAAAGUCAGAAAGUAGAUACUGUCUACAGCUUUUUACAGGUACCAACUGUGACUUCCUCUCUGAGUAAGAUUGACGGUAGUAAAGGACACAAGAAUGUACAAGAGGCUUUGACUUCACAGUAUUUCCCCCAGGAGGAGGCACAGCACCCUGCGCAAAUUGACACAGUGUACAGUGUGUUGCAAAAGCCCAAAAAUUAAAGUCACAGCACCACCAAUAGGUCAAACAAGAUAUUCAGAAGCCAAAGAGAUGACAUAAUGAGAAAGAAGCCUGUUAGACUCUGUAAAAGCCAGAAUGAUCAUAUCACAGUCAUACAGUAUUAACUUGUAACUGGCGGAUACAUCUUUAUGGAUUGUGCAUGUAAUAAAUUUCUUUUACAGUGUUUUGGUCUUGUAUUAGUUUUCUUUCAGAAGAGAUUGCAGUGUAUUUU
Molecule: messenger RNA, 1440 nt
Organism: Etheostoma cragini (Arkansas darter)
Lineage: Eukaryota; Metazoa; Chordata; Actinopteri; Perciformes; Percidae
Product: SLAM family member 9
Exons: 5
Coding region: 98-1210 (370 amino acids)
Source: RefSeq, a predicted model, not a curated record